Cannabis sativa is the source of this 1209-nucleotide messenger RNA. RefSeq names its product putative disease resistance RPP13-like protein 1. The coding region runs from base 1 to 1209 and encodes 402 amino acids. The record is from RefSeq and is a predicted model, not a curated record. Gene Ontology annotation, molecular function: ADP binding. The transcript is spliced from 3 exons. Lineage: Eukaryota; Viridiplantae; Streptophyta; Magnoliopsida; Rosales; Cannabaceae. Gene Ontology annotation, biological process: defense response to other organism.
AUGGCUGAAGCUUUUCUCACUGUGUUGUUUGACAAGCUAUUUGAAAGUUUAGACUCUCCAGAGUUUGCCAACUUCUUCCAGGAAAAAAAAUCAAUUUGUGAGCAGCUGAAGGAGUUGAACCUUAAGCUAAAGGCAGCUAGUCUACUGGUAAAUGAUGCCGAAGAGAGGCAACUCAAGGAGCCGGGUGUGAAGGAAUGGUUGGAUGAUCUUAAUCAUGUAGUUUACAGAGCACAAGACAUGGUGGACCAUGUUGACUAUCAAAUCCUAUCCAACAACCUUGGACAUGAAUCUAAUAGUACUGAUACAACUACUGUGCUUAUGAAAAUGAAAUUCUUCUUCUCUUCUUUGACUGAAUUCGACAGAGCUAUUCAAGCGGAGAUAGCUAAAAUCUUGGUUGAUAUAAACCUUCUUUUACAGAAAAGAAUUCUCCUGGGUUUGAAAGAAGAUAUUCAAAGCACUAUCUCUUCACAAAGAUCAGUUGUUUCACUGAGAAAACAACACCGAGUUCAGGUACAUGGAAGAGAUGAUGAUAAAGAUAAGAUAAUGGAGUGGUUGACAAAAAAGGAAACAUUAGGUAGUCAUAAGAUUGGUGUUCUUCCAAUAGUUGGCACAGGUGGACUUGGCAAGACUACUCUUGCUCAGCUCGUUUACAGUAAUACAAAACUAAAGAAACAUGGUUUCGAGCUUAAACUAUGGGCUACUUUAUCGGCUGAGUUUGAUAUUAAAAGAACAAUGAAGAUCAUUUUGCAGGCUGCUACCGAUUCCCAUAUCACUACUGAUGUUUCAGUUAAGGAACUUCGACGUAGACUAAAAGAAGCCUUGAGAGCCAAGAAAUUUCUCAUUGUUCUUGACAAUGUGUGGGAUGAAAAUGAAGACAACUGGGAUGCCCUGAAGCUCAUCUUCACAUCUGGUGCCCGUGAAAGCAGGAUUAUUGUGACCACACGCAGCCAGCAAGUGGCCAAAAUUGUAGGCACGGGGAAAAUUUAUGAACUAUCACAAGUAUCUCCUAGUCAUUGCUGGAAAAUAUUUAUGGAUCAUGCCUUCAAUGGAGAUUGGGAAGCAAAUAAACAUUUGGAAGAAAUUGGAAGAAGGAUUGUAGUUGAGAAAUGCAAGGGCCUCCCAUUAGCUGUGAUAUCUGUUGGUGGUCUUCUAAAAUUCGAAAACAAUCCAAUCAAAUGGGAGGAGAUCUUAAGGAGUCAUGAAUCAUGA